CAGACGCGCAGAAUACGCUCUGAACCUCCUGCUUUUGGACAUAUGAACUUAAACACUAUCUCAAGAGACCGAGGCAUCGGCAAACUGAAUGAAAAACAAAGCAGAUGAAAACGGGACGAUAACUGACACCCGAGGGAGAACUUUUACAACUUUAAACGUUUUGAACAUGAAGUAGAGUGCUGCGUAAAAGCUUGCGCAAUCGUGCACAGACCAGACUGAGACGACAACAAUCUAUUGUUCAUUUAGUCCUUUUGAAGCAAAAAGUUUUGAAGAUGAACACCUCGGAUAUUUAUUGCGAUUCCCAAUUUACAAAUGCGUCCAACUUUUCGUGUGUGAACCGAACCGUCCCGUCGUACAGCAUCAUAGACAUCGCGUCUUUCAUGCACAUAUUCCCCACUAUCUACGGCAUCCUAUGUUCAGUUGGAGUUCUGGCCAACAGUUUGGUCAUCUAUGCUGUGGCAUCAUGCAAGAAGAAGAUGGUCUCUGAUAUUUACGUGCUGAAUCUGGCCAUCGCAGACUUGCUGUUCUUGUUGGUGAUGCCGUUUAACAUCCACCAGCUGGUCAGGGACAGACAGUGGGUCUUUGGGCACUUCAUGUGUAAAGCCGUGGUGGUGGUGGACGUCAGUAACCAGUUUACCACAGUGGGGAUAGUGACUGUGCUCUGCAUUGACAGGUACAUUGCAAUUGUACAUCCUACAUCUGAAAAGCGAACCAUUCAGUGGACCAUCAUCAUCAACAUUAUGGUGUGGGUGGGCAGCUUCCUUCUGAGCAUCCCAGUCAUGAUAUACGCUAAAGUCCUUUCCAAGAAGAACAUGGACAUGUGUAUGAUUAACCUGGAUGGGCCACAAGACAUGUACUGGUACACUCUCUACCAGUCCAUGCUGGGUUUCAUUGUCCCCCUGAUUAUAAUAAGCACAUUUUACACUCUCACUUUGUACCACGUGUUCCGCUCCGUCCGGCGGGUCAAACGCAAGCAGUCGGUGUGGGCCAAACGGGCCACUAAGACCGUUCUGAUGGUGAUCGCCCUGUUCCUGGUCUGCUGGUCUCCCUACCACGUCAUCCAGGUGAUCAACCUCAGCAUCCGGCAGCCCACCAGUGCCUUUGUGUACGCGUACAACAUCAGCAUCUGCUUAAGUUACUCUCACAGCUGCAUCAACCCCCUCAUGCUGCUGAUAUUCGCCCAGAACUAUCGCGAUCGCCUGUGCCAUCGCAAAGAGCUACGGUCCCAGAUCAGCUCGUCCAAGACCACCGUCAAAACCGACGGAGGGUCUAGCGUCAGCCCGGACACCAGCCACCGCUGCACUGUCAUCUAACGGCAGACGUGCUAUCUGAGGAAAACUGCAAUGCAACACUUGCUGUACGGGUGUCAAUUGCACGUAGACUGUUUCUCAAAGGGGAAAACUGUGAAAUGAAUCGCCACAGUUAACUUUCAGGAGGCAUGAAGGAGUGAAUUAGCACUCGAAUAUGUUUGUGGUUUGUCACACUCUGGAAAAGUGACUAUAAUGUCUUGUUUUUUUACUGUUAAUGUAUUUGUUGUAUAAUGUUAAUUUUUCAGUUGUUUUGAACGGUUCAUCACAUUGAACGUGACAUUUUGUGCUGUGAAAAACAAGGAAAAAGAAUUGUCAUACUUUACAAGCAAUCACAAAGAAUAGAAAUUAAGGCUUCCAAGCUUCAAAAGAGAAAGAAUAUCAUAAAAGGGUCAUAAAAAUCUAAAAAUCUUUGAAGUCAUGUAUUUCUCAUUGUUUUAUGCUUCACUUGAUCCAUACACAAGAUUUGUUUUGCUAUAGCAUAAUAAAUAUUAUGCACCAUACGGACCACUUUUUUUUUGAAAAACUAUUAUGGUGGUUUUUGUGUUACAUAAGAAAUGAUUUAUCCCUUUUAAAAACAAUUUAUCCCUUUAAAGACAAUUCAAUGUUUUUUGUUAUGUAUUGGUGCCUUUUGUUUGUGAUGUUGGGGAAUGAUAGACCAAAUGAGAGAACCACUUUUCAUUUAUGCAGAUGUCAAAUAAAAUGUCUAUAAAAUCAGUGUUUUUGUGGGUACGUAUCAGGUUGAAGAAGACCUUUAGCGAGUAAAAUAUGCGGAUCUAAGCCACAGGCCUAAUUGAUCGAAUAGAUAUGGCAUUCUGCUUUUUUAUUUCACUUUCAUGUAUGUGUAAAUAUUGGCUUAAGUAUUUUAAAAAAUAUAAUUACACAUAUUUAAAUAUCCAGAUGUCUUGUUGUCAUGCAUGUUUAGCUGUCUGUUUCAUCUUCACUUAGAACAUUGUACAAGAUAAAAUAACCCUGACUUUAUGCUUCUGAGCGUUUUAUUACAUCAAUUCACAAAGAUGUCCAGUGUGAAAUUCUCUGUGUGGUUCUGUUUUUCCUUUUUUUCGGAGAAGCCCCUGCGGCCCAUUUGAGAACAGUCAUGUUCACUGUUAACGUGUGACACUUAAAGUAUGUGUGACCAGUCACAUUUCAGUCCUGCCACCCUCAAUCAACACAUUAUGAUGCCUGGAAAAUAAACAAAGAACUUCAUAUUAUUUCUUUAAUUUAUAAUAUUAUAUUAUAUCAUAAUAACAAAUGCCUUUUAGUAGGGAAGACUUUUUAGGUAAUUUGCUAUUCAGGGAGAAAAACUGUAUAUUUCAUGAUCAAUGUUUUAACAUUUACCUCCUGUUUCUUGCCUGAGCUUUCUGUCCUGAAGGCUUUUGUUUUUAUGUGCUAUAAUUAUAUAAAAUAAACUAAACUAAAAAUGAUUUGAAUGUAAAAUCAGGAUCCUGUAUCACUUUUUUAAAUAAAUGACUGGGUUCACAA
Messenger RNA from Pimephales promelas (fathead minnow), 2789 nucleotides. It is a transcript of the gene mchr2b, whose product is annotated as melanin concentrating hormone receptor 2b. The record is from RefSeq and is a predicted model, not a curated record. Gene Ontology annotation, biological process: neuropeptide signaling pathway. Lineage: Eukaryota; Metazoa; Chordata; Actinopteri; Cypriniformes; Leuciscidae. Gene Ontology annotation, molecular function: G protein-coupled receptor activity; neuropeptide binding. Gene Ontology annotation, cellular component: plasma membrane; neuron projection.